Messenger RNA from Aspergillus calidoustus, 3438 nucleotides. NCBI's taxonomy places the organism in Eukaryota, Fungi, Ascomycota, Eurotiomycetes, Eurotiales, Aspergillaceae. The record is from the annotation of a GenBank genome assembly.
AUGGGCGAACCGUUAACGGUCAAAGAGGCCUUUGCCGGUGCAGGCCACUUUCUGGGCCCAAUUCUUCAACGAGAUGAACUGCAAAAAUCUCGUGGCAAGUCGCUAAUAGAGAUCUUGAAUCAAGGUGAACUCGAGUCAACCGACGAAGCAUCUGCCAGAGGGAGCGUCGUUAGCAAAGCAUUGGACCUGCUUCGCCAGAUCCAUGUAGCAUUUGUGAUCCCAGUAAGCGAUACAGACCAGAGAUCCGGCGUUGGCAACAACCAUGAAGACCCAAAUCUAGAGGAUGCAAGACGUCGCCGCAUCCUUCACGCGCUGUUGGAUUUGAUCUCUCUAGAAGGGAUCUACCCUUCGCUUUCCUGCGGGGUUGGAAUUCCUCUUCAACAGCGUGUCAUAUCUGUUUUACCAGCAGGAGUCAUUGCACAGCAACAGAUUCCCGUUUCUGAAGAGCCACAGAAUGCCCUCCUGCUUCGUCGGAUUCUGGCAACGCUGUCUGAAAUUAUAUUGGAUAGCCGGCCAAGCAUCCAGCCUGUUGUACGGGGUCGGAUACUGAGCGAUCUAAUAAGUUCAUUAUCAGACCUAGGUUACAACCCGAAGCUUCCACCUCACAAUAAUCAAGAUCAGUAUCGUCAAACGCUGGCAAAAGUAAUUGAAGACACGUCCAGCGCAGAGUUACUACCGAUCUUGUCUGCUUUUCUUCAAGCGAAUCCUACCACAUGGUUCAAGUCCAUCGUGACCGGUUUAUUAUCAAAGGUCCCUUUGCGUCCUGGUGGUGUGCUACAGACUAUUGUCUUUCUUGCCUCGCAGUUCGCGCCAUCACUUGGCCAAGAGGCGCAAGCUCAAGCAUCAGGUGGUCCACCUAUUACAGUCAACGCAAUAAUGCAUGCCUCACGCCUGCUUUCCUCCGUUCCCCAGGACAUGAUCGCCGAGGACUACUUUAAGGUCAUUGGUCCACAGUUACUAGCUUUGAUUGAUGGCGAGGACCCGGAUCUGCGAAAGGCUGCCGCAUACAUAGUUGGCAACGGAAUACUUGGCAAAAGAGCUUACGGAGCACCAGGGACUGUUGGCCAUUCAAUAUUCUUGGAGCCGGUCUUCCAAACCCUAACGGGGACACUCGAUAAACAGCAUCGAGCUUACAUGGUACCGGCACAAGAAGCGCAGAAACCAAGGUCAGACCAGGUAUUAGCCACUGGAUCUGAGGUAUUACUCGUGAUCAACAGAGUGAAAACGUUGGUCCUGCAACCGCCGAACCCCGGGCUGGUCAAAAGAGUUGUAUACCCUAUCCUCCUUCCCCUUUGGGGUUUGGCGUGUUUCAGUAUUCAGCAGCAACAGACUGUGCUCCAUGACGAUAUCAUCGCUGUACUCCAGACGUACUUUGGUAUAUCUGUGGGCUUUCCUCCACUGAAGAAGCUAAUCGACGAUCUUCUAUGGGAUGGUGGCCCAGUCUUUACAUUUGCCACCAAUUCGAAGAACGAAAUUAUUCUCAAGAAGCGCGCCACAAGCGAACCGGAGACAAAUUUAGUGGGACUCCUUGAUGCUCUACAAGUUCGGACCAAGGUAUUUAUGAGCUUGCUAGAUGCAGACCCUAGCCGCGAUGAGCAGACAGGAGAGGCGUUCCUUUACGUGAGCGAAACCUGGCUUGCCCAGCCUUCAAGCGCAGGUCGUACAACGGAUAAACUUGAACUGGCUCCAGAUAUCGGCGAGUCCGAUAGCAUUUUGCGAAAGGUCAUUAGUGCCAAAUUAGCGGAGUCGCUUCUGGAUAACUUCAAAGACACACUUUCGCGAAAACCUCUUAAGGUGCUUGAGCUGGUAAAGCACAUCAUCGACGGCGAAUUGGGAAGAUCAGAUGCCCAGAUCAAUGCAGCGAGGAAUCGAGAUUCGCGGAACGUAUCUUUAUCAUCGUUAGCCAACAUUGUCUCUUCGCAGCAAGAUGAGCCGAGUGAGGCAGCUGAACAUGACUCUACGGAGUCAAUCCAAGUUGUCUUCAGUUUGCUCUCUACAAUCCUCGCAUCCCCUGAGUUCUCCAUGUCGAAUGAAACCAGUGGCCUGCUAGAAGAUAUCAAAGGAAAGCUUGAUCGACUUCUCCCACAUCUACCAACCUCACUAUCGAAAUCUGGAACCACCGCAUCUAUGCUCCUUGAGAUCCAGAUCACGUCUCCUGAAUUUACUGGAUCCAAGGGGAAAUCCGCUGAAGCCCCAGAUUUUGAGAUACAUCGCCGCGCCUUGACGAACCUCAACUCUGAGCUUCCGCCAGUCCAAGCAGAGGGAUUCUCGCUUCUGUCAGAUUUGAUCAAAAAGUCAUCACCGAUUCUCGAUAUACCAUCAACUCUUACUCUCCUCCUGUCCGUCAUCAACGACUCCUCCGAAUCGGCUGCAAAUGACGAGUUCAUUUAUCUGAACGCCAUAAAACUCAUAGGCACAUUAGCCUCAAAACAUCCACGCACGGUCGUAAAAACCCUAAUCGACCGAUACAUCGAUCGAAGUGAAAAUGCCACCCUUGAUCAGAGACUCAAAAUUGGAGAAGCUCUCAUCCGCACCGUACAGGACCUCGGCGAAGCCCUAGCAGGAGAAACAGCCAAGAGCCUAGGAGAUGGCCUGAUAGCCGUAGCAGGAAGACGAGCACAAAAGCCACAGGCCCAGAAAAGCCGCAAACAAGCCAUAGAAAAUGAGAGGCGGAGAAAAGAGCGCGAGGACCGCCAGAACAAGAACAACGCGCCAGCGGGCUGGGAAUUUUCAUCCCCGCAGACAUCGAAGAUCCUCAAAGAACUCAUUGACGAUGAGGGCUCUGAUUCCGAAACCCCAGAGCAAGCAACUCACUCCGCAAACAUUAUUGCCGCCUGGGCGGCCGGAUCAUCGCGCGAUGAGGAACCAGAUGAUCUCCGUGUCCGAGCAUCCGCACUCUCUAUUCUUGCAACAGCCGUCCAAACAAACAUCUUGGGACUUGGACCUUUGAUCCUCUCCUCGGCCGUAGACCUCGCCCUCGCAACACUAACCUUAGAACCCGACGACGAAUCCGCUAUCCUUCGACGCGCCAGCGCUGUACUCCUCCUCGAUAUCUUGAGAGCCCUCGACAAGGCGCGGGAGUCCCGCAGAAACCAAAAUCUCGGGUUCGGGUUCACUCUAGCGGACGACUCAUCCCGUGGUUUCGGUGGUUCCACCGCAGGGACCAGUGAAUCCUCGAAUAUCGGCAAUAUCCCACACAUGCUGCGGACGCUGGGCGCCGUAGAAGCCCGCGAGAUGGACAGUAUUGUCCGGGGCCACAUCCGCGUGUUGACAGAGAGCUUGGAAGCUUGGGUCGAAAAGGCGAUCUUUUGGGGAGUUGGACAUCGGCCUGUAGAUGAGCCACGGUUGGAGCUUGGGGAUCGCAUUGCUGGGUUGAGCAUUGAUCCGUUGUCUGGGAAGGGUGGUUCCGGUAGGCCGAGGAUUGAGGAGAUUGAAUAG